AUGCCCCCUGAAUACGAUGAUUUGGAUAUAACUGCGCCUAAUGAAGGUUGUAGCUUAUUCAGUAUUUGUAAUACACUUUUUUUACCUUUAAUCUUACAAAUAUUAAUAAUGAGUGAAACUGAUUGGGACAACAUUACAGUUAUUCGUAAACGUUCAGAUCAAGCAAAGGUUGCCAAAGGAGAUUCUAAUAUUAAUGCAGCUAGACGUGCAGGUGCUGUAGUAGGUGUAGAACGGAAGGUCGCAGGUGGAACUAAUAGAAGUCAUUCAAAUACUGAACAUCAAAAAAUAGCUAAACUUGAUCGUGACAAUGAGGUCGCACCACCUCCAAAGCUAAGCUUAACAGUUGGUAAGGCAAUUCAACAAGCCAGGCAAGCCAAAGGAUUAACACAAAAAGAACUUGGACAAAAAGUCAACGAAAAGGCUAAUGUUAUUAAUGAUUAUGAGAUGAGUAGAACAAUUCCAAAUCAACAAAUCCUUGCAAAGCUUGAAAGAGUCUUGGGUGUUAAAUUACGUGGUAAAAAUGAAUCAUUCCGUUAA
Molecule: messenger RNA, 537 nt
Organism: Entrophospora candida
Lineage: Eukaryota; Fungi; Glomeromycota; Glomeromycetes; Entrophosporales; Entrophosporaceae
Source: the annotation of a GenBank genome assembly